This is a messenger RNA of Puntigrus tetrazona (Sumatra barb), 3506 nucleotides long. RefSeq names its product cyclic nucleotide-gated cation channel beta-1-like. Gene Ontology annotation, molecular function: cGMP binding; protein-containing complex binding; intracellularly cGMP-activated cation channel activity. The transcript is spliced from 19 exons. Gene Ontology annotation, biological process: retina homeostasis; monoatomic cation transmembrane transport. The record is from RefSeq and is a predicted model, not a curated record. Lineage: Eukaryota; Metazoa; Chordata; Actinopteri; Cypriniformes; Cyprinidae. The coding region runs from base 76 to 2427 and encodes 783 amino acids. Gene Ontology annotation, cellular component: photoreceptor outer segment; plasma membrane; intracellular cyclic nucleotide activated cation channel complex.
UGGAUUUUAUUCUUAAAAUGUCCAAUGCCGAAGUAGCCUAAAAUCCAGAUCGUCCAAUGCUUGACAACUAUAGACAUGACUUUGAAGUGCCCUGCAGUUGCAGAAAGACUCCAGACCUCCAGCAAUCUCUCAGAAAACGCCCAUGUGAAGCCAGCACUGAAGGUGGAGGAGGUGGAGGACGGAGAGAUGAGCGUUCCUCAAAUCAUUGUGCCCUCAGAGUUAGACUCAAUGACCCUCACUGUUCCUGCAACCAAUCUGACAUCCCGCAGUAAAGCUGUGGAUUCAGAAAGAACGCAGGAGGAGAUGGCUCCUGGAGAGGAAGAUGACUUGAACAUGUCUGAUCUGCUUAAUGUGAAUGAAGGUCUUGAGCGCCCAGCGUCUGCAGCCAGCCAGACAAGCAUUGUCGUGAAUGAGCGUCUGCAGGAGCUGGUCAAGCUGUUUAAGCAGCGAACGGACCAUGCGAGAGACAGACUGGUCGAUCCAGAUGAGUCUGAUGAUGAAAGCCCUUCAGCAUCUCCGGCCAAAAAGCCUGGUGAAGCCCCACCUCCACCACCUCCUCCAGAGGAAAAGAAAGAUGAUGAGGAGAAGGCUGAAGAGGAGGUUCAAAUCUACGAGUUUAUGGGAUACAAGUUCCCGGUUCCUCAGUUCAAAAUGCCCCAGAUUCCUGCGUGGCUGAGAGCCAUCCUGAACUACCGUUUCCCAUCCAGCAUUGAUCCCUACACAGACUUGAUCUACGUGGUGUGGCUGUUCUUUGUGACGUUCGCGUGGAACUGGAAUGUUUGGCUGAUCCCGGUGCGCUGCACUUUCCCGUACCAGACGCCUGACAACAUUCACUGGUGGCUGCUGAUGGAUUACUUAUGUGACGGCAUUUAUCUUCUCGACAUCUUCGUUAUGCAGCCCAGACUGCAGUUCGUGAGAGGAGGGGACAUCGUGUGUGACAAAGACGAUAUGAGAGACAACUACAGGCAAACAGAACGAUUCAAGAUGGAUGUGAUCAGUCUCUUUCCGCUGGAUUUGCUGUACUUCUUCACAGGCGUCAAAUCCCUCUUGAGGUUCCCUCGCCUUCUAAAGUACAAUGCAUUCUUCGAGUUUAAUGAUCGUCUGGAAGCUGUGAUGAGCAAGGCCUACAUUUACAGGGUGAUCCGGACGAGUGCGUACCUGCUGUAUUCUCUGCACUGUAAUGCCUGUAUCUUCUAUUGGGGUUCUGACUAUGAAGGACUGGGAUCUACCAAAUGGGUCUAUAAUGGCAAAGGAAACAGUUAUAUUCGCUGCUACUACUUCGCUGUGAAGACUCUGAUCACCAUCGGAGGUUUGCCUGAUCCCACCACUGUCUUUGAAAUCGUCUUUCAACUCGUCAACUACUUCGUGGGAGUCUUUGCUUUCUCCAUCAUGAUUGGUCAGAUGAGAGAUGUAUUUGGAGCUGCUACUGCAGGUGAGGCCUAUUACAGACACUGUGUGGACAGCACCGUCAAAUACAUGAGCUCCUACAGGAUCCCCCGCGAGGUCCAGAACCGCGUCAAGGUCUGGUACGACUACACCUGGAAGUCGCAAGGCAUGCUGGAUGAACAGGAGUUACUCAUACAGCUGCCAGAUAAGAUGCGUCUGGACAUCGCUGCAGAUGUCAACUACAGCAUUGUCAGUAAAGUGGCGCUCUUUCAGGGCUGUGACAGACAGAUGAUAUUUGACAUGCUAAAGAGGCUGAAAUCUGUGGUCUACCUUCCUGGAGACUUUGUUUGCAAAAAAGGUGAGAUCGGCAGAGAGAUGUACAUCAUCAAAGCUGGAGAGGUGCAGGUGGUUGGAGGGCCUGAUGGGACGACGGUGUUUGUGACUCUGAGAGCUGGCUCUGUGUUUGGGGAAAUCAGUUUGCUGGCGGUUGGUGGCGGGAACCGGCGAACGGCGAACGUGAAGGCCCACGGUUUUGCUAAUCUCUUCAUCCUGGAUAAGAAGGACCUGGCAGAGAUCUUAGUGCACUACCCCGAAUCCCAGAAGCUGCUGCGCAAGAAGGCCAAGAAAAUGUUGACCAAAGAUAAGAAGCCGGCAGAUGAGAAGGGCCAGGCUAAAGAUACGGGUGAGGUCAUCCCGCAGAGGCCAGAGACGCCCAAAUUAUACAAGGCUGCGCUGGAGGUUGGCACAGGAGAGACUUUUGCCAGGCUGAAGGAGUCGUAUAAGGGAGCAACUCUAGAGCCGUCCACUCCCGUCUCCGGAAGGACCUCCACAGCUCCAGUGCCCCCUCCGUCCCCAAUGCACCGCCGUUCGCCCAUUCCCCGGCCUCGUGUCCCGGACGAAGAUGACAUGGUAUCGGAGACCACCGACAGCACCAUGAUCAUCCGCAUGACUCCCCGUGUUGAGGGAGAGGAGAUCCUCUCCGUGGAAGUCAGUCCCGGAGAGGGAGCGGAGCCAGAAGAGCAGAGCAAAACUGAAGACUAGAGAGAGAAAGGAUGAGGGCACGGACAAAGACCAGAGUAGGGAUAGGGUAGAUAGCCUGAAGAACGGCACGAUGCAUACAACCCUCGUCAUGCUUUCUGUAGUAGCAUGCUGGUGAAAGUCCUACACAUGCUUUUCAACCAGGUCAAGUCAAGACUCUUUGGAGAAUUUAUAGGCAUCUUUUCAGAAAAGAAACAUACUAUAAGUUCCUGAGAGAACUCUUAAGCUUCCAUUGGUUCUUCUAGUAAGUUCAUCGUAAUCAGAGUUUUUAAGGCAUUUGACGCAAGAUGAUGCACAAUAUCUGAAGGACCUACAUUUGACUAGAAGUUCUCAAAAUAUUACAUUUUUACAGUGGCGCUUUACAGUGUCUAAGGGUGUGUUUACACUUAUAGUAAGGUUUUCUUUUGGACUGGUUCAAAAAGUAAAUGUACAUUUAACCCUGGAUUGCUUAGCGUUCACAUUGUCUGCAUUGCUUUCGUAUUUUUCACCAAAGAUUUUUGGGAAGUGGGCAGAGACCUAACUUUUCUUGAGGUCUGAGUCCGCUUGUUUGGUGUGCACCGAGGUUCGAGUAUCAACAUUCAUAAACAUGCCCUAAAUCUUAUUUGAAAGUGAAGUGAGCUUCUGACAGGUAUUCCAGAAAGUAGAGUUAACUCACUCUCAAAUCUUUCUUCUGGUUAACGGUUCCAAUAGCAGAGAGUUCAGUCGACUCUGAGUAUGUUCACGGUGAACACACACAUACAAGUCUUCUCAAUUCGAAAGGCGUGCAACAAAGUACACUGUACUUUUUUUGAAUAAAUAAAUAAAUACCUCCUGUAUUGCCUAACCUUUCAACACAGUCUCACGACCAAUUCGUAUGUAUUUCACGAGGUGCCAUAUUUGUAGAAUUCGUUCAACCGUAGCGACGGGUAGUUUUUGGGGCGAGGUUAGGUGUAGGCCAUUUGUACAAAUUCAUGCAAAAACUUGUAUAAAUUUGUACGUGUGAAGUCGUACCAAUUCGUACGAAUUAACCACCUUGUAAAAUAUGAACGAACUGCCGUGAGAAAUAUAUUAUUUGUUUGAUACUAAAUUAGUAAAUAAAAAAA